AUGGAGCAAGAGAUAAGGAACGGAGUUGAAUCGUUAUUUAAUUUUUUGAACACUCAGGUGAAUAGUCUCAACGAUGGUAAUGAUGGAAAUACGAACAACGAUUUUAGGAUUUACACUUUCAGAAAUGAUGGAGGAGUAACCGCCACAGAAAGUACGUCUCAAGAAAAUGACCCUGUAACCUCUAUUUUUAACCUUAUGGAAACACUACGUAAUGCAAGCAAUAAUUUACCAGGAGAAGGAAAUCCCGGAGUUAAUGGGGAAACUACAAGGAGGACACACCACGAUGGAGAUGAUGGAUCAAAUACUACUACAAAUUAUGGGAACAGCUUGGCUGAUUAUCUCACUAACAUGGUAGGUAAUUUCUCCAAUCUAUUUAUGGGGCAAACACGUCCCCAAGACAGUUCAGAGGAUCUAAGUCGGGAGAUAGAUUCAACACCUGAUGAUACAACUGCAAACCUCAGAAACGUUCCAUUGAGUGCCUUGAUGAGAGAAAUGGCAUCGAGAUUUAUACCAGAAAAUUUUGAUAUUAUUACAUCUCAAAGAUCAGCAGCUAAACCAUGUACCAAUGAAUUUAUCGAACAAUUGCCUAGAACGAAUUGUGCUGAACUUUCAAAUUCCAGCGAUGAGUGUCCUAUAUGUCGUAUAGCAUAUUCUGAUGACUUUGAAACUGAGAUCACAUGUUUGCCCAACUGCUCCCAUCACUUCCAUUUUGAAUGUAUUAAACUAUGGCUCCAAAAGAACUCUCUUUGUCCAUUGUGCAGAGAUAAUGUUAUGGAAUGUAAGGCCGAAACUACAGAGGAAGAUUUAGAAUGGGAUUUGGAUUGA
Naumovozyma castellii is the source of this 825-nucleotide messenger RNA. RefSeq lists its product as uncharacterized. The record is from RefSeq and is a predicted model, not a curated record. The coding region runs from base 1 to 825 and encodes 274 amino acids. The transcript has a single exon. NCBI's taxonomy places the organism in Eukaryota, Fungi, Ascomycota, Saccharomycetes, Saccharomycetales, Saccharomycetaceae.